AUGGAGAAGGAGGCGCCGCACGCUGAAGACUCGGGCCGCCGCAAGGAGAGGCAACAGUGGGAAGAGGAUCGGGAGCGCUUAAAGCGCGAUGCCAGGAGGCUUCGGGAGCGCGAGCUGGCAGACAUCGAGCGCCGCGCCGAGGAGCGGCGUCGACAAAUCGAGGCCCUCACCAACUCCCGCCUGGCUGCUGUUAGCAGCACAGCGGCCGAUGCGGGCCCUGCCAGCCGGCUAGCAGCGCAGCCAGUCAUGUCAAAAGAGCAGCCGCGAGGAACGCGAGAGAGCCGCAAUGGCCGCGCGAAGACUGCGCGCCAAGGCACCCAGCGGCGAGUGGAGCCAAGGGAGGAGAGCGAGGCUUCUGAGCCCUGCGACUUUGAAGGCGAGCGGGACCUCGAGGAAGACGAGGAGCCUGCGAGGGCUGCUCCUGGAGGCUUCGGUGGAAACUUCCGGUGGCCGCGCACGUCCCAGACAAAGAGUGCCCGUGGCGGCAACGUGGCGAAACGGCCAGGUGCAGCAGGGCAGCUGGUGAUGCGCGGUGGCAUGCAGACGAUGAUCAGCUCGCCUGCCCAUGAGCUUUCCCUGGCAGAGCGUUUGGAGCACUUCCGCGUCCAGAGCUCAGCACAAAGAGCCUACCCAACACCCCAGCCGAAGGUGCCGCCGGAACUGAAGCGCUCGCCGGCAUGGCUGGCAUUGCGGGUCUACCACGUUUGGUGCAUGCUUGUGGGCUUGUGCAUCACCGUGCUGACCGUGGUGGAGGCUUUCCUGGCCCUUUAUGUGUCGCUCUUCAGCAACCCCUGGGUCUCUGGCAACCAGGCAGAGUCCAUGUGCAUAGCUGCCGCAUGCCUUCUGUCCGCGAUGCUGCUUUCGUGGGGCUCCAACGUUUGCCAUGCUGGGGUGAUGCUGGUCUUUGAUGCUGCACGCAAUGACGCAUUCAUCGUGUACAGGGCUCUCUUUUGCUUGGCGAGCAUCAACAGCAGGACUGGGCUUCCAGUCUUGAAGACGAGGUCCACACCAGGCCUCUGGAAGGCGCGAGCGGACCUGGCAGUACAAUGCCUGUUGCUCUACGGGCCGCUGGAUUUGUUGCCCAUCCUAGUGUCUUUGUCCACCGGCUCUGCGACAGACUGGCUGGUCUGGGUUGCCUGGGUCUCCUUCUGCGAGAUGCUCUUGUUUUGGGUAUUGGUCUGCAUCAAUGACUAUGUGGGCAAGUUCCAAGCUCUCUGGCGCCUUGCGAGUCAAGAGCGCCGACCGCGUUCGUGGACGGCGCAGAUGGAGCUGAGGCCGCCCUUGUUGGAUGAGGAGACCAAGGAGGAAGUCUCGGAGGACAACAUCUGCAUGUCCGGGUGCAAGUGGCUGCAUGGACAAUCCUCGUGGCUUGCACUGGCUGGACUCGUGGUUUUGGCAGUGGUGGCCUUCGCUGUCCGUAGCGGCAUUGCUCUUAUUGGUUCAACACUGCUGAUCAUCUUCAGCAUCCUUCACCUGCUGCAGAGGCAUUGCGUUCCAGGGCGCAGUCUGGAGCGCGGUGCAAUCAUCGCUUCAGAGCAGGACCGACGGUCGCUCCUCGCGUCGCUGGAUGAUCAUCUUUGCCUCACCCAGGACAUUGAGCUGAGCCGCGGCGGAGGUGUCCGGCUGCUCCUCUCAGCUGGCGCCCAACUUGUGGACGACGUGGGCGGCUCCGACCCGGGCAUGAUUGGCUACCUCAGGACAGCAGCCCUGGGCUCACCAGUGGCCUUCAGGCUCCAGUCGGUGGAACCGUGGGCCGUUUUCAUGGAAACCUAUUGCGGCGGCAGUCCGGAUCAGAUCAUGCAAGGCUCUCUUGUUUGGAUGGUCUCCGGCGCUGUCAUUUGCUCGGUGCUCUUCAUCACUAGGCACUAUGUGGAGGGCCUUUGUGGUCUGGCAGUGAUGGUAUUGCUAUCCUUUCCAGCCGUGAGCUUGGCAGUUUGUCCUCAGUAUGCGCACCUGUGCCAUGCCUGCAUCUCGCUGGGCGUUGCUGUGCUGGCGCUGCUGCCGCGCGCCUGGUUGAUGCCUCCCAUUUAUCCGGCUCGUCCAGUCGGAUGGUUUGAUUCCAGCAGCCAAUCUCUACCAAUGACAUUCCGGACUUCUGGACCGUGCCCUGUCAGGCGCCAUGCACCAUUGUGA
Messenger RNA from Effrenium voratum, 2133 nucleotides. The record is from the annotation of a GenBank genome assembly. NCBI's taxonomy places the organism in Eukaryota, Dinophyceae, Suessiales, Symbiodiniaceae.